AUGACGGCCGCGGGGCGCGGUGUGGACGGCGCGAACAAGCCCACCUUCGGCGACCCCGAGAAACGGGUCUGGCUGUCGUGCCUUGGCGGAGGGAAGCCGGACGACAUGGGCGUGGUGCGCGACGUCGGCGACUGGAAGCCCGAAUCCUCUUGCCUGCUCGCCGGUGAUUUGCCUUUCCGCGAGUGCGUGAUUAUCGAGGAGCCGGGAGUCUCCCUGCCCACAUCCUCCCCCAAGAUGGGGCGUACUGGCAUCGGCGUGCUCCAUCGCCGCCCCGGACACACAACGGCCACGCCACGACCAAUGAGAUCCACGCGAGGAGGGAGGUGCAUUAGGGGGGAUUCAGGCUGCUCACCGGCCAAGCCCUCCGACGAGCGGCCAGACCCAGGCGAGGUGGAUUUCGUGGUGUUAUUGCUAGGAGUGGUCUUUUUGGUUCUACGAGAACCUAAUGUCCAAGACUUCAGGUUAAGUUCAGCCGCCCUGCGAGCAAGAGCACCAUGUACCUCUACUACGAGGGCAUGCCAGAUUCUCCACAAGCUCAGCCGCGAGUCACACGACAUCCUCUGCAGGAACUGUAACCACUUCUACUACGUGCUCUGCCAUAAUCUCGGCAUCCCCAAGCUUCCAAGUAAGGGAAACAAUCUGAAUUAUGGCGAGGACUGGAAUUAUGUGCUCAUGAGGCUGUUACCUCAAACGCUGCGCCAAUUUUUUAGGUAUUUGCGCAUCACAUAUUCGAUCUGA
Triticum dicoccoides is the source of this 738-nucleotide messenger RNA. RefSeq lists its product as uncharacterized. Lineage: Eukaryota; Viridiplantae; Streptophyta; Magnoliopsida; Poales; Poaceae. The transcript is spliced from 5 exons. The coding region runs from base 1 to 738 and encodes 245 amino acids. The record is from RefSeq and is a predicted model, not a curated record.